AAGAGAUAAAGAGAUAAAGCGAGGGAGAGAGAGAGAGAGGAGGAGAUGAGGACCUUCCAGAGUCAGGUGGUGCAGCGAGGAGCCUCCAGCUGCUUCACGAGUCUCCUCAACGCCGCCAGCGUCUCCUUCACAGCGCUGAUGAUCCUCAGCGUGCCGCUCUGCAGAGGCGCUCCGGCAGAACUUCAGAGACCCCCCACAGAGCAGAGGAAGCUGCUCAGCCAGGUAGACGUCGUGUGCUCGUCCUACUUCUCCGCAGGCCGCAAGUUCUGGGCGUCCGAUGUGCUGAAAGAACUCUGUGUGUCGAUGCUGGUUCAGAGGUCAAAGGAGCUGAUGUUGCAAGAAUUAAGUAAAAGGGCUGUGGUCCAGGGACCGGGGGGAGUCCAGAGCAGAGGCUACUUCCUCUAUCGGUCCCCGCCGCAGCUGUACAGCGACGCCUGA
Messenger RNA from Pungitius pungitius (ninespine stickleback), 438 nucleotides. RefSeq names its product neuromedin U (gene nmu). The transcript has 7 exons. Lineage: Eukaryota; Metazoa; Chordata; Actinopteri; Perciformes; Gasterosteidae. Gene Ontology annotation, biological process: regulation of smooth muscle contraction. The coding region runs from base 46 to 438 and encodes 130 amino acids. The record is from RefSeq and is a predicted model, not a curated record. Gene Ontology annotation, molecular function: neuromedin U receptor binding.